AUGAAUGAACGCGACCCGACCAUUCAUCGAUAUGUCGAGGUUCGUUGCAUUGCAGAGUCUGUAUGCUGUACGGGAUCCGAUCUGCGAGACACUGUCGACGCCCUUUGUUGGCUUGGUCUUGGAGUGACCCUAGGGAGGGGUUGGGAGAAAUCUGUCCGCCGAGGCGAUAUACGAAAUCAAGAGUUGAGCUUGCUUAGCGCUGCAGCCUUUGUGGGCAAUGUGACUCUGGUUGAGUGUUUGCUGGAAACAGGAAUUGACCCAACGCAGAGUGAUGGGAUCUUUCCGUCCGCAAUAGAGGCAGCUGCGCUGGCCGGCAAUUUGGAGAUUUUCCAAAUGAUCCAGGAAAGUUUGCCGGAUACGGUUGAACCAGCCCGUGAUGAAGCCAGUCGACCUCAAUCUUUUCUCCACCAUUAUUCUUUAUCGGACAUCCAUAAUAAAGGCAAGGCUGAUAUUCAGGGGGUUGUUGGUGCUGCCAUGAAUGGAGAUAUGGAGCUCUUGGAGAUGGCACUAUACCCUCCCUCUCGCGCCGAUCCCAAUAGUACCGCCUACUUCGAAUAUAUCCCUACAGAGCCCAUCACCUUUCACCAACAACUGAAAACGCAACGACUACUUGAAAGAGCACAAUUCUUCGCGAAAAACUGGGAGGUUUAUUCUAGAUUGGCUUCUCUUCUCCCUGAGCCAAGUGCCAGUCUUCGCCGCGGACUUAUAAGACGCUUUGCAGAGUAUGGCAACCUAAAUAUCGUCAGGAACUUACUGGACAAUGGGUGCCAUGUCGAUGGUGAAGCUGCGGUCAGAAGGGCAGGCCAUAGAGGGACCCCUCUCUAUUUGGCUUCUCGUUAUGGGAACGCCGAUGUAGUCGACCUCCUCUUGGAACGCGGCGCUGAUGUUGAAAAAACUCGCCUGAACAAUUUCCGCCCUUUGCUUGGCGCAAUCAAAUCAGGGAAUAUCUACAUCGUCCAGAAGCUCCUCAAAUACGGAGCCAAGUGCUACCCCUACGAUAUAGUGGAAGCACUCCUUAGCGAGUAUGAGAAAAUGGUUGACUUACUCUUGGGUCAAUACACGGAGGACUGCUUGUAUGCAGGCAUGGGGAGUGAGCUCGCAAAGGAGAUGUCACGCUAUGGCUUAAGCUCAAUGUUGAAACUAUUGCAUGACCGGGGAUAUUUUCGAUACGUUGAUGGGGAAAUCGCGGCUAGUGUUGAUCUAGAAGAAGGAAGGGGGCCUUGCGAACUAUGCGGAUAUUCGCACACGGAAAGCGAUAUUUAA
Messenger RNA from Clonostachys byssicola, 1263 nucleotides. The record is from the annotation of a GenBank genome assembly. Lineage: Eukaryota; Fungi; Ascomycota; Sordariomycetes; Hypocreales; Bionectriaceae.